Molecule: messenger RNA, 2426 nt
Organism: Chanos chanos (milkfish)
Lineage: Eukaryota; Metazoa; Chordata; Actinopteri; Gonorynchiformes; Chanidae
Product: akirin-1
Exons: 5
Coding region: 119-685 (188 amino acids)
Biological process (GO): positive regulation of transcription by RNA polymerase II; positive regulation of macrophage chemotaxis; positive regulation of lamellipodium assembly
Cellular component (GO): chromatin; nucleus
Molecular function (GO): transcription coregulator activity
Source: RefSeq, a predicted model, not a curated record
CGGGUUGUAAAGGAAAGAUCACCGCGAAUAAGUGAAAGUCAGCGUGAUAGCUUUUGUUUUUCUGCUGUGGCAUCCAGACCACCGAGAUAGUUAAUUUUGCAGUUAGUACCCGGGCACUAUGGCGUGUGGGGCUACUUUGAAACGCUCUAUGGAGUUUGAGGCCCUGCACAGUCCUCAAUCUCCUAAACGUCGAAGGUGCAACUUGCUCCCCGGGUCGCCGGCCACUCCAUCCCCUCAGCGAUGCCACCUACGACCCGCUACCGAGAUGCAGUCUCCACCGAUGGUUCCCGAGUCGAUGCCUAGAGAGCAGAGACUGACUCCUGAACAGAUCUUCCAAAACAUCAGGCAAGAGUAUAGCCGUUACCAGAAACGGCGGCACGAAGAAGCCCUCACCCAGAAUGAGAGUCACAGCCCAGGGGAUGAACGUAGCACCAGCCCUUCUCUUAUUGCUGCACCAAAUUCCCCUCCAGGUAUGUCCAUGAAGAGAGACCAGCCUUCAUUCACAAUGCGUCAGGUUAGUUACCUGUGUGAGCGUCUUCUUAAAGACCAUGAAGAGAAAAUCAGAGAAGAGUAUGAACAGAUUCUCAACACAAAACUGGCAGAACAGUAUGACUCUUUUGUGAAAUUCACUCAGGACCAGAUCGUGCGGCGGUAUGGCACUAGGCCAGCAAGCUAUGUUUCGUGAAGAUUCCAAACAGGUACAGGCUUUCAGCAUAAAAGUCGCCGCUUCGCCGAGGCCACCCUUUCUUUUUCGGUCUCUAUUUCAAACCUGCUGGAUGCCAUCAUUUUAAUCCACAUUUUCAGGGUUGUUGUUUUUUUUUUUUACUGAGUUCAGAGUCAGUUAACAGACGAGAGAGUGCUCAUUGUGGGGUAAACGGCUGGGUGAUGUCUCCCUUUUUUUAAGUGCCGUGGAAAGCCGAGCGCUUAUGACUGUUCUAUUAAUCCUGCCAAAACUCUCACAGCUGCAGUUCUUUAAUCCUGUUUGCCUCUGUGCUUGCAAACCAUACUUGAAAAUGUGGAUUUUUUUUUAAUUUGGGUUUUUUUUGUGUGUGUGUGUGUGUGUGUGUGUGUGCUUUGGGUUUUUUUUUUUCCCAUGAAAAUAUAAAAAUUUCCUUCGGUUUAACAAAUUCCUCAGAUAUUUUCUAACUGUAUAUAUCUAGUCCUUCAGUGCAUUACACUUGGUUGUAAACAGCCAAAUUUUAAUUUUAUGUUGUAUGGCUGAAAAUGUGUCCUUCGGUCAGACAAAGAACGUAGAUGUGUUAACAUGUAAGAAGCUGCUCUUGCUACUACGCUGAAACAACCUUGUCAUAUAACCCCAGUAGAUUUAGUGGUAACAAUGAUGUACAGUAGUCGUGCAUGUGUGCCUAAACUGAGCUAUUUGUCAAACCCUAACAAUACCAAAAAAGAAGAAGAAGAAGAAGAAGAAGAACGGACCUGUUUGGAAGAGUGGCUUAGCUCUGCUCCUAUGGAGACCACAGAACUACCUGUGGAAUUUUUCUUCCUUUUAAUGAAAAAAAGAGACAGAAUGAUUUUUAGCUAGGUUGUGAAAUUAAAGUGGAAAGAGUAGAGUGUGACUGGGUACAGAUGGAUGGAUGGAUGGAUGCACAUUUUCAUAGUUACUUUUGUUUUCCUCCCCUCUUAAUGGAGAUGAUAUAUUCACCUACGCGAGUGUGUCUUAUCUUACAGAAUGUGUUUGUUUUUUUUCCCUCUUGUCUGUAGCAGCAUUUUAAAAUGCAGUUUCAUUUCAUUAUUUUAUUUGUUUCUUGUUUCUUUGAAUGGAAUGUCUCAUAAAAUUAGACUCUUUCUGAAUGCUCUGUUUCUCAUGUGUCCCUGAGGGACUGCCAUGUGAAUCAUUUCUGGGCCAUUUUACAUUAGCAGUCAAUACUGUCAAAAGUCAGACAACCAGUAUUAAGUAACAUGGACCAAUUGACCAUUUAGUCUGGAGUGUGCCUGAGGCAGCGUUCCAGACGAAAGAGCAAGACAGCAGUUAUUCAGUUGUGACAGUGAUUCUGAUUAUUUCAAGGUUUAAUGGCACAAAUAUGUUACAGUAUUGGAUAAUGUGCUUCUGAAACAUGCAUUGUAACUGGCCCAGACAGUUCAUAAAGGGAUGGUCUUCAUCUUUGCCAUGAAGUCAAAUGAUUCUCAGUGCAGACUGUAUACAAUGAUAUAAUGUACAAUUGUCACUUCAUUGAAAAAUUUGGAAUGUAACUAGCUUAAGGAGAUGAGUGUCUCCCAUCAGUCACGUGUGAAUGUGCAUUAUUGAGAGGUCUAAACACAUUUUACUAGAGAGGGCUAUUCCAGUGAAUGGGCAAUAUUUUUUUUUUCAUGGUGUAUAACAAGGUGGGUUUGAGAUGAUGCCUGUGAAGUGUCCAGAGGGUUCAGUGGUAAACUGAAUAAUGCCGUGAUUACUAUUUCUACUUAAAUAC